Cucurbita moschata (crookneck pumpkin) is the source of this 1605-nucleotide messenger RNA. RefSeq names its product F-box protein At2g26850-like. NCBI's taxonomy places the organism in Eukaryota, Viridiplantae, Streptophyta, Magnoliopsida, Cucurbitales, Cucurbitaceae. Gene Ontology annotation, molecular function: protein binding. Bases 209 to 1360 code for a protein of 383 amino acids. The transcript is spliced from 5 exons. The record is from RefSeq and is a predicted model, not a curated record.
UCCUCCCAAACUCCUCAACCACCACCACCACCACCACUUCCAUUUUCUGUGGUUCCCCCUUUUUCUUCAUUUUACCACUAAACUUCUUUAAGGGUUUUCUGGUCAAAUUGGGUCGUUCUCUGUUUUGUUUUUCAUCGAUUUGGGGGACUUUUCAUUUAGUAUCUGCCCUUUUUUUGCUUCAUUUUGUGCAAGGAUUUCACAGACCACAAUGUUUUAUCUUCUCAUCUCCUUCCUUUCAUUCAUCCUUCUCUCCAAAUCCUUCUCUUACAAACGGCUCCCGCCAUGGGAGGCCAAGAUGAGUUUAUUUUCACCAUUCCUUUUAACAUGGUUCCACAAGGGCAGCCUUUCUCUGAGUUUCUUUCAACUGUUCACCCUCUCCGAUCCGCCAUUAAAGAGCACGAAGCUAGAGAGUUCAGAUGAGAAAAAAGGGACAUCCCUCUUGGAUCUACCCAACUUGGCUCUUGAGUCCAUUCUCGACCGGCUUUCACCAUCUGAUUUGUGUAAGAUGGCAAAUGUGUGUACCCAUUUGAGGAAUGCUUGUGAAGAUGAGUAUCUGUGGGAGAAGCGGAUGAACCAGAAAUGGGGUAACUUAAUAGGUAAUUCUGCUUGUAAACAAUGGCAUAUGCAUAUAGCCCACAAGAGGAGAUCAAAGCUCUCAACCCCAUCUCAGAACAGAGGUCUGUUGAGUUCAUGCUUUGGUGGUUUGUCUAAGUUCAUGAGACCAAAAUCAGAAAGUAAGGGCAAGAUCAAGCGUUCUUUACCAAUUGAUUCAAAGAAGGCUUGGUAUCAAUCUCUUGAAAGUGGCAAGCUUUGGUUCCCAGCACAAGUCUUCAACAGAGAGAGUGGUCAUGCUGGGUUCAUGUUGUCAUGUUAUGAUGCCCAAAUUUCAUAUGAUUCGCAGACCGACAUGUUUAAGGCAAGAUAUCCACCUCAUGGGCGACGAGCAAUAGAGGAGAAUAUUGCAUGGAACAGGGUAAGAGCACCCCCUGUUGAUACUCCUCCCCAUGUUCUUCAUGUGUCUGAUUGCUUAGCUGACUUGAAACCUGGUGAUCAUGUGGAGAUCCAAUGGAGAAAAAGCAAGGAGUUUUCUUAUGGGUGGUGGUACGGUGUCAUUGCGCACUUGGAGUCGUGUGAUGGGAGCGGCGCGAACGAGUGCGGUUGUUGUAGCAAUGAGAUGGUGAUGUUCGAGUUCAGUCAAUAUAGCAUCGGGUCGAGAUGGAGGAAGACGAUGAUAGACAGAAAGAGGCACAAGGAAGCAGGGAAUGAAGGAGAUGGGUACUAUGGAGGAGUGAGAAAGGUGUACAAAGAAGAGGAGAUCAGAAGGUGGAAAUGCCUGUGGCCCAAUCCAUGUGUGGAGUAGAGUCAAUAUUACAUUCCUUGUUCUUAACUCCCUAAAUUUUGAGUUAAGAGCCAAUUCUUGGAGAGUCUUUUGGAGGAUUCAACUAAUGUAAGUACCCAAAUUAGAUUCAUUUCUUAAGCAUACUUCUAUUAUCAACUCGGACGUGAUUAAAUCAGAUACCUAUAUAUUAGAUUUCUUGUAUGGACGACUAUGCUAGAUACCAUGUGAGCUUAGGUGACCCAUAAAUAUGCUACAUAGUUCGACUA